Messenger RNA from Clarias gariepinus (North African catfish), 1643 nucleotides. It is a transcript of the gene f7i, whose product is annotated as coagulation factor VIIi. Gene Ontology annotation, biological process: proteolysis; blood coagulation. The transcript has 9 exons. Bases 78 to 1445 code for a protein of 455 amino acids. Gene Ontology annotation, molecular function: serine-type endopeptidase activity; calcium ion binding. The record is from RefSeq and is a predicted model, not a curated record. Gene Ontology annotation, cellular component: extracellular region. Lineage: Eukaryota; Metazoa; Chordata; Actinopteri; Siluriformes; Clariidae.
CCAAGCUCUACUCUUCAACACCAACAGUUGGUUUCCCUGAGUGCCUCAAACAGUGUGGAGAGUCUAAGGGAAGCAACAUGAAGUACCCAACUCUUCUGGUCUUAUUUCUUUUUUCUCAUGCUGUAUCAGGGGCAGUGUUCCUGAGGAGAGACGAUGCUAGCUCUGUGCUAAAGCGCUUCAGACGCGCCAACUCGGGCUUCCUGGAGGAGGUAAAGGCGGGAAACCUGGAGCGCGAGUGCAUCGAGGAGAUCUGUGACUACGAGGAAGCGCGCGAGGUGUUCGAGGACGACACCAAAACGAGGGAAUUUUGGAUAUCAUAUCAUGCUCGUGAGCCAUGCUUGACAAAUCCAUGCAAAAACAAUGGGACUUGUAUCUAUCUGGGACACUCCUACGUCUGCCAGUGCCCCGACGGCUUUGAGGGCAAAUAUUGUCAAGAAGCAUUUCAGGAUACUCUGAAGUGCCUGUAUCUGAAUGGUGGAUGUGAGCACUUCUGUGAUGGUUCAGGUCGCAGGAGAAAGUGUGCAUGUGCCCCAGGUUAUGCCCUCGGAGUGGACAGGAAGUCCUGCAUUGCUCAAGUUCAGUUUCCAUGUGGUAAAGCUCCACUCCAGAGAACACAGACUGUUUUGCCACGAGCUGUCGGUGGAAAUCAGUGCCAGAAAGGCCACUGCCCUUGGCAGGUUCUCCUGAAAUAUUUCGGAGACAGUCACUGCGGAGGAGUUUUAGUGGACGCUAACUGGAUCCUAACAGCUGCUCACUGCAUCGAUAAUAUAAAUAUUCAUUAUCUACAGGUCAUAGCAGGGGACCAUAAUAUCGACGUGGUGGAAGGCACAGAGCAAACCUUUUCUGUAUCACAUGUAAUUACCCACGAGAGCUAUGAUACAGCACCAGAGGACAGCGACUUGGCUCUCGUGCGGCUGAGUGAGCCCGCUACGUUUACGAACUACACCAUUCCUAUCUGUCUGCCAACGUUAGAGUUCGCCAAAAUGGAACUGGACGCCAUUCGCUUCCACAUCAUUAGCGGAUGGGGCCGGCGCACCGAAGGAGGCAACAUUUUUACCACUCAGGUCUCUAAACCCAAGUCCCCAGUCCUCCGUAUGCUCGCUGUGCCCUUCCUGAAUGAUGCAGAAUGCUCUGUUAAGAGCGGAGUUAAUAUCACUGAUAACAUGUUCUGCGCCGGUUACUUCGAUGGCAGCCAGCAGUCUUGUCGAGGAGACGAUGGCAGUCCCCUAAUAACCCAGUACAAGGAUACGCAUUUCCUGACUGGGAUAGCGUCAUGGGGUAAAGGAUGUGAGCAUCCAGGCUUCUACGCCAUAUACACCAAGGUUGCUAACUUCCUGGAUUGGAUUCAGAAAGGCAUGGCUGCUCCAAUCCCCCAACCAGAUACCUUCAAUGCUUCAGAUAUCAACGAAGCUACGAAAACCUUCAAUGCAACACUUAUCGUCUAAGCUUCAGAUACCUUCAAUCAUAGCAGCACCUCCUGCUUAACGGCGGUUCAUCCAGAACUGAGAUCAACUUGUUUAGACCAGAGUAUAUCUAAUCAGUUGCUUUCAUAUCUCAUUUUAUGAAAUAAAGAUAUUAAAUUCAGCAUCAGUAUUCCAGAUUCCAGGAUUUUGUGUCUUUCUUGUCUCAUCAGUCACUGAGUG